Messenger RNA from Pseudomassariella vexata, 1419 nucleotides. RefSeq names its product histidine acid phosphatase. Gene Ontology annotation, cellular component: fungal-type cell wall. NCBI's taxonomy places the organism in Eukaryota, Fungi, Ascomycota, Sordariomycetes, Amphisphaeriales, Pseudomassariaceae. Bases 1 to 1419 code for a protein of 472 amino acids. Gene Ontology annotation, molecular function: acid phosphatase activity. The record is from RefSeq and is a predicted model, not a curated record. The transcript is spliced from 2 exons.
AUGGCUCCUUCCACCACGCAGCUCGUGGGCCUCCUCCCGCUAGCAGCCCUCUCCUCAGCCACCACCCUCUACUCAACCUAUAACUUCAACCCUCUCGAGCACCUCGGCGGCGUGGCGCCCUACUUUGAACCCCAAGACCCUCCCACGUCCCCUGACGCGCCUCAAGGCUGCUCCGUGUCCCGGGCCGCCUAUCUCAACCGCCACGCCGCCAUCUACGCUAACGAUUUUGACUUUGAGACCUACAUCGAGCCCUUCAUCUCCAAGCUCGAGAACAACACGGGUAUCGACUGGACCAAGGUCCCCUCGUUGAAUUUCCUAGCCACUUGGACCGCGCCUCUAUCCGAAUCGGAGCAGGAGCUGCUUACCCAGGUUGGCAAGCUCGAGGCUACGCAGCUGGGUGUGGAUUUGUCGUUCCGCUAUCCUAAUUUGAAGUUGCCUCAGCGCAUCUGGACUUCCUCGGCUGAGCGCACAGAGAAGAGCGCCAAGUCGCUUGUUCGUGGGCUCGAGAAGGAGGAUAACACUAUUAAUGUGGUUAGCGUGUACGAAUCGGCUGAGUCCGGCGCCAACAGUCUGACGCCGUAUAAGGCGUGUCCGGCUUACAGCUCGUCGGCGGGAAGUGAUGAGUCGGCCGUGCACCAGAAGAUCUUCACUAAGCCCAUCAAGGCAAGGUUCAAUGCCGCGGUGCCCGGGUUCAACUUCACGACAGAGGAUGUGUAUGGCAUGAUGCAACUGUGUGGGUACGAGUCCGUCAUUAGGGGUCGCUCGCCGUUCUGCGACCUGGAUCUAUUUUCGCCGGAUGAAUGGUUGGCUUGGGAGUACACCGAAGAUGUCAGAUACCAUUAUAACGUCGGCUACGGCAACAACGUUGCCGGCUACGUUGGCCUCCCCUGGCUCAACGCCACGGCCAACCUUCUCAUGAGCGAGACCCCCGGUGCUGAUGACCUCUACGUUAGCUUCACCCACCGCGAGCUGCCUCCUAUGGUCUUCGUCGCCAUGGGUCUCUUCAACAACUCUGCUUUCGGAGGGUCAGAAGCUACCGUCAAUGAUACCAUGCCUCUUGACCGCAUUAACCACCAACGCGUCUGGAAAAGUUCUCAUGUUCUUCCGUUCUUGAGUAACCUUGCAAUCGAACGCAUGAACUGCACGGGGAGCUACGGGUACGAGGAUGGGGAGUAUUACCGCGUGUUGGUGAAUAGCGCGCCGCAGUCGUUGGUGGAGUGUGCGGAUGGACCGGCCACAAGUUGUUCCAGAGAGGCGUUUGAUGAGUAUGUCCAACAUAGAGGAGAGCUAUUUAGGGGGUUUUCCGAGAUGUGUGGUACCCAGUAUGAGAACACGACGGAUACCAUGUCCAUUUAUAGUGAUAGCUCGUUGGGAAAUGGGACGGUGGUGGGGAAGAGAUAUGAGGCUUUCCGUCUGUAG